AAUAUGAAAAGAUGUGAGAAGUAAUUAAUUAAUUAACACAGCUAGCUGCAUAGUAAUGGUUAAAAACAUGUGGACAAGAAAAUAGAAUAGGCCCCUCUCACUUUUAUGAAACCGAACCAGGCAACGAAUUUAGUUAGCUAAGAGAGAUAUAUAAAUAUGAGAGAAUAUAUUAUGAUGGUAAGAUAGAGUUGUGUUGUGGCCAUAAUAUUUUUCCAAAGAUGGGAAGUGUAGAGAGAGAGAUGAAAAAUAUGAGAGAAUAUUUUAGGAGUGGAGUAACAAAGGAAGCAUCUUGGAGAGAAUCACAACUAAAAGGGUUGCGUCGUUUUCUUAUGGAAAAAGAGAGUGAUAUCUUCAAAGCUCUCAUGCAAGAUUUAGGGAAACAUAGAGUUGAAGCUUUUAGAGACGAGAUAGGAACGUUGGUGAAGACUUUAAAUCUAGCAAUAAAGUGUCUGAAGGAUUGGAUGUCAAGCAAGAAUGCUAGCCUACCAGCAUUAGCAUUGCUAACAAGUGCAGAAAUUGUUCAUGAGCCUCUUGGUCUUGUCCUCAUUAUUUCUUCUUGGAAUUUCCCAUUUGGAUUGUCUUUGGAGCCAUUGAUAGGAGCAAUAGCAGCUGGAAACACAGCAGUGUUGAAACCUUCAGAGUUGUCUGCAUCAUGUUCCUCUUUACUUGCUUCUGGUAUUGCUACUUACUUAGAUAAUAAAGCCAUUAAAGUUAUUGAAGGGGGACCACAGGAAUCCCAGCUGUUAUUGCAACAAAAAUGGGACAAAAUCUUCUUUACAGGUAGUGCACGCGUGGGGCGCAUUGUGAUGUCUGCUGCUGCGACGCACCUGACCCCUGUAACGCUCGAGUUGGGCGGAAAAUGUCCAGCAGUCGUGGACUCACUUUCAUCUUCUUGGGACUUAGAGGUUACUGUGAAGAGGAUUAUUGUGGGAAAAUAUGGGACUUGUGCUGGUCAAGCAUGCAUAGCAAUUGAUUAUGUUAUUGUGGAAAAGAGUUAUUGUUCAAAACUGGUGGAAUUGAUGAAGGUGUGGAUCAAGAAAAUGUUUGGAGAUAACCCAAAACAUUCAAAUACUAUAGCAAGGAUAGUUAAUAAACAACAGUUAGUUAGAUUGAAGAAACUUCUUAUUGAUCCCAAAGUUAAAGAAUCUGUGGUUUAUGGUGGCUCAGUGGAUGAAGAGAAUUUAUUUAUUGAGCCAACAAUCUUGGUGGAUCCACCACUUGAUGCAGCAAUAAUGGUAGAUGAAGUUUUUGGCCCAUUACUUCCAAUUAUCACUGUGGAGAAAAUUGAAGACAGUAUUGAAUUCAUAAGCUCUAGGCCUAAACCUCUUGCCCUUUAUGUUUUCACCAAAAACCAAACACUACAGAACAGAAUGAUAUCAGAAACAUCGUCUGGCAGUGUUACUUUCAAUGAUGCAAUUCUUCAAUAUGCAGCAGAUAGUUUACCAUUUGGAGGAGUAGGUGCGAGUGGAUUCGGCAUGUACCAUGGAAAAUUCUCCUUUGAUACAUUCAGUCACCAGAAAGCUAUUGUUAGAAGAAGUUUCUUAACUGAUUUUUGGUAUAGGUAUCCACCUUGGACAGCAAACAAGUUUCAACUGCUUGAAGUUUCUUACAAUUAUGAUUAUCUUGGAUUGGUCCUUGUUAUUCUUGGGUUAAAGAGACCGUCGAAACGCCAAAUCGUGCCUUGUUAAAUGAAAAUUAGCAUGCAGAACAGUCAAUCAAUUGCAGUGCAUCAAAAGUUCUAUUAACCAGAAGAUAUUUUUAUAAUGUCUAAGUGGUCAUAGUCCUCUCAGAAAUGCUUUGUUAGUUAGUGAGGGCUUUAUCAAAUUAAUCAUAUGUAUGUGUGUAAUAUAUAUCUACAUUAAUAUUUAUGUGUCUGCCUAUUCAAAUUUUAUAUAUUUAUGGAAA
Vicia villosa (hairy vetch) is the source of this 1905-nucleotide messenger RNA. Its product is annotated as aldehyde dehydrogenase family 3 member F1-like. Gene Ontology annotation, molecular function: aldehyde dehydrogenase (NAD+) activity. Gene Ontology annotation, biological process: aldehyde metabolic process. The transcript has 10 exons. Bases 219 to 1688 code for a protein of 489 amino acids. Gene Ontology annotation, cellular component: cytoplasm. The record is from RefSeq and is a predicted model, not a curated record. NCBI's taxonomy places the organism in Eukaryota, Viridiplantae, Streptophyta, Magnoliopsida, Fabales, Fabaceae.